Sabethes cyaneus is the source of this 735-nucleotide messenger RNA. RefSeq lists its product as uncharacterized. The transcript is spliced from 6 exons. The coding region runs from base 1 to 735 and encodes 244 amino acids. The record is from RefSeq and is a predicted model, not a curated record. Lineage: Eukaryota; Metazoa; Arthropoda; Insecta; Diptera; Culicidae.
AUGAGAAACUCGCUAGUAUGCUGUUGCUUUUUGGUGAUGGCCAUUUGGGAGGUACUUCCCAGACCCGCAGCUAAGGAGGAUCAACCCGUGGAAAUUGUGUCAGUUCUCAACGACAAGGAAGGGAAUGGAACUAUUUACGCACAUGUCUUAUCAGAUGGAACGAUGGUUCUUCAAAGAACUUACUCAAAAAUUGUGGACGGAACGGAGAUCAUCGUUCAGGAAGGCUCUUACUCCUUCGUGGGAACGGACAAUUUAAUCCACAAAGUGUACUACAUUUCCGAUGAAAAUGGAUAUCAAGCCAGAAGCACAGUAACAAAUGUGUCUACUUCCAUUGAAGACUCUAUGCUGCCGACAAAAGUUCUGAUAUCACUGGUUGCAGUAUUUUUAACUGCAAGCAGUUGCUUCUUUCAUCCACCACCAGUGUUUACUGAAAAAAUUACGGAUAUUCCAGAAUUCGCCGCUAAUGUUACAGAUAAUCGAAUAUCACUCCGAAUACUCGAACACGCUAUCACACCUUACGACGUAAACCCAGAACAAUUAAAGAUUAUCGGACGGUAUGUUUUCCUUGCCCCCGAAGAGGAUAUGAUCUAUCUGGUAGGAUUUGAGGAAACGAUCAACAAAUCCGACGCAGCCAAACGGAUAAUAAGGGAGUUGGUGAAGAAAAACUCGAUUACCAGCAUCUACAAAUCUCAACGAGCAAAGGCUGUACGAGUGGAAAAAGUGGUAUAUUUGUAA